AUGCAUAUCCGGGACAUGUUGGCGGAAGCCGAGAGAACCGGCGAGCCGUCCUUUUCGUUCGAGUACUUCCCGCCUAAGACGGCCCAGGGCGUGCAGAACCUGUACGACCGCAUGGAGCGCAUGUACAACUUUGGCCCCAAGUUCAUUGACAUCACCUGGGGCGCCGGCGGCCGCAUCGCCGAGCUGACGUGCGAGAUGGUGGUCCAGGCCCAGGCCUACCUCGGGCUCGAGGCCUGCAUGCAUUUGACAUGCACCGACAUGGGUGAAGAGAAAGUCAACGACGCCCUGCGCAAGGCUUAUAAGGCCGGUUGCACCAACAUCUUGGCCCUCCGCGGCGACCCGCCACGCGACAAGGAGAAGUGGGAGGCUACCGAAACAGGGUUCCGCUAUGCCCGCGAUCUUGUCGCCCACAUCCGCAAGAUGUACGGUAACCACUUCGAUAUUGGUGUUGCCGGCUACCCGGAGGGCUGCGACGACAACAAGGAUGAAGACUUACUGCUCGACCACCUAAAGGAAAAGGUCGACAUGGGUGCUUCCUUCAUCGUCACCCAGAUGUUCUACGAUGUGGACAACUUCCUCCGCUGGGUCGGGAGGGUUAGGGAACGUGGCAUCACUGUGCCCAUCGUCCCGGGAAUCAUGCCUAUUGCCACCUAUGCCAGCUUCCUGCGCCGGGCGAACCACAUGAAUUGCAAGAUUCCCGAAGAAUGGCUGGCGAAGCUCGAACCGGUCAAGAACGACGAUGUGGCCGUCCGUGAGGUUGGCAAGACGCUGGUCGCCGACAUGUGCCGCAAGAUCCUUGCCGCUGGUAUCCGUCAUCUGCACUUCUACACCAUGAACCUCGCCCAGGCGACUCGCAUGGUUCUGGAGGAGCUGAAUUGGUUGCCUUCCCCCGACCGCCCACUCAAGCAGGCGCUCCCUUGGAAGCAAUCCUUGGGUUUCGGGCGCCGUGGCGAGGAUGUCCGGCCCAUCUUCUGGCGCAACCGCAACAAGUCGUACGUGGCGCGCACCCAGGAGUGGGACGAGUUUCCCAAUGGCCGCUGGGGUGACUCGAGGUCUCCGGCCUUCGGCGAGCUGGAUGCCUACGGCAUUGGUUUGACCGGCACCAACGAGCAGAACCGUCAGAAGUGGGGUGAACCUACCUGCAUCCAGGAUAUUGCCAACUUGUUCGUUCGUUACUUGAACAAGGAGAUCGAAUAUCUCCCCUGGAGCGAGGCGCCGGUGGCAGAAGAGGCUGACCUGAUCAAGAACGAGCUGAUCGAACUAAAUCAGCGGGGCCUGAUUACCGUGAACUCACAGCCAGCUGUCAACGGAGUCAAGUCGACCCACCCUGUUCACGGUUGGGGCCCUUCGAAUGGCUACGUCUAUCAGAAGGCUUAUCUCGAGAUGUUCGUCUCGCCCGCGCUCUUCCCAGAGAUCAAGCGGCGCAUCGAGAACCACCCAGAUCUGACAUACCAUGCCGUGACCAAGUCCGGCAAUCUUCACACCAACGCCCAGUCCGAGGGACCCAACGCUGUCACCUGGGGCGUGUUCCCGGGCAAGGAGAUUGUCCAACCCACUAUUGUGGAGAGAAUCAGCUUCCUCGCUUGGAAGGAUGAGGCAUUCCAGUUGGGCACCGAGUGGGCUCGUUGCUACGACGCCGGCAGCCCAAGCCGUCUCGUCUUGGAUGAAAUCAUGAACACCUGGUACCUGGUCAAUAUCGUUAAUAACGAUUUCCACCGUGGACAUACUAUUUUCGAAGUUCUCAGUGGUCUGGAGGUUCCAGACUUGGACACGGUUCCGCAGCCACAGACCAACGGGACUAAAGCACACACGCACGGCGCCCCUAACGGCGUCGAUGCGUCAGCAUAA
Molecule: messenger RNA, 1848 nt
Organism: Parathielavia appendiculata
Lineage: Eukaryota; Fungi; Ascomycota; Sordariomycetes; Sordariales; Chaetomiaceae
Product: methylenetetrahydrofolate reduct
Exons: 2
Coding region: 1-1848 (615 amino acids)
Biological process (GO): tetrahydrofolate interconversion
Cellular component (GO): cytosol
Molecular function (GO): FAD binding; methylenetetrahydrofolate reductase [NAD(P)H] activity
Source: RefSeq, a predicted model, not a curated record